Messenger RNA from Anopheles moucheti, 1199 nucleotides. RefSeq names its product 37 kDa salivary gland allergen Aed a 2-like. Gene Ontology annotation, biological process: sensory perception of smell. The record is from RefSeq and is a predicted model, not a curated record. The coding region runs from base 71 to 1024 and encodes 317 amino acids. Gene Ontology annotation, molecular function: odorant binding. NCBI's taxonomy places the organism in Eukaryota, Metazoa, Arthropoda, Insecta, Diptera, Culicidae. The transcript is spliced from 2 exons.
GUUACUGUCAGUCACAGUCGGACCAUUCGAGUGAUCAGAUGCAAUCGAAGACCCGUACAGCAACGGUACGAUGGUGACGUGCGCGUUAGAUGGUGUUAUUACCUUCGGUUUGGCACUGUUGCUAGCGUCGGUGGUCGGUGCGGACCCGCUCGAACCGGACUGCUCUCUGGCGCGUUCUGCAGCAGCAGCAGCAGCUGCCACACCCGGAUGGCAACCGCGAACUCCGGAGCAAACGCUGUACGCGUACGUACGCUGCCUCAACGAUUCGUCCGCCAGCAUCGAGAUGAAAAUCCGCUGGGUCAUGUGGCAGCCGGACCAAUCGCCCGAGAGCCAAUGCUACGUCAAGUGCGUCAGCGAAGAUCUGCGGCUGUACGACCCCGCCCGGCGCCAGUUCGUGCCGGAACGGUUCGAGCAGCAGGCGCGUGCAUUCCACGAAGAUCCGAACUCGGCCGACCUUCAGCAGCUCUACGACGACGCGAACCGGUUGCUGGUGGGCGAACUGCCCGACAGCGAGUGCUCGACCGUGUUCGCGAAGUACGCACCGUUCUACGCCGUACACCAGGAGCAGAUACUGGACAUCUUCCACGGUGACCUACGCAAGAUCCUGGUCACGUACAAACAGCUGGGACCGCGCGUCAAACAGAUCGGACAGCACUUCAUGGACUACUGCGAGAAGCGGUACGGUUUCGUGUGGUCGGAGGAGGAACAACGCCGCUGUCCCGAUCGGACCGCGGUGGACUGCAUACUGCACGGCUUCCGCUGGGUCACCGAGGAGGGCACGGUGAAUGUUGCGGAGAUUGUGCGAGAUUACGGCGGGUUUGGGGUGGCGGCCAGCGACCUCGAGCGAUGUCAAGUAGCGGAUGAACUGUACUGGUGCCUACGCGCUAUCAGUGCAGACAAACUAUCGGCAGUGAUACGGCAGCGCAAUGCCCAGACCGCGUACUACUUCGAUCAAUCGUCCGAGGAUGAGCCGUGGAAGUCGGCCGUCGAGUUUGGUACGUCGCGGCUGAAUCGAGCGUCUUGAAAGGGAGGAAACGGUCCUUACUCGAGGUGUAGAUACGUUACAAAUGAAUAAUUUUAUAAACAGCAUCUUUUGUGAAUAAGUUUGUGCUAUUGAAAUAAACCAAACAGCGAUCGGUAAACUGUCUAUUUAGAUUAAGUAACUAAUUUUUGAAUAUUUUUUUUAAUAAAUUUGGAAG